AUUAGCAUCAUCUCCACAAUGAAGACUCUGCCAGUGAUUGCGAUUGUUUGUGUGGUGAUGACUCUGACUGGAGCUGAUGCAAAGGGCCAUCUGAUCAAGAGGUCCAUACAUUGUUGUGGCUGGUCUGAGUACAAUGGACGCUGUUUCAUUUUCAUUCCAAGCAGCAUGACUUGGACUAGUGCUGAGAAAAACUGUCAGUCCCUGGGUGGAAACCUUGCAUCGGUCCGUGAUGUCUUCGAGUACCAAGCGAUCCAGAAGCUGACAAGCAAUGGCACUAGUCAUUAUCCAGAUACAUGGAUUGGAGGCAGUGAUGGUGAAGAGGAUGGUGUCUGGCUGUGGAGUGAUGGGACGCCUUUUCACUAUUCAAACUGGUAUCCUGGAGAGCCCAAUAACCUUUCAGGCCCACAGAACUGCUUAAUAAUGAAUUUUGGAGCGUCCAAGGGCUGGGACGAUGAGAAGUGUACUGUACGCCGUUCGUCUGUCUGUGUCAAGAAAAUACAAUGA
Messenger RNA from Mugil cephalus (flathead mullet), 504 nucleotides. RefSeq names its product ladderlectin-like. The transcript has 5 exons. The record is from RefSeq and is a predicted model, not a curated record. Bases 19 to 504 code for a protein of 161 amino acids. NCBI's taxonomy places the organism in Eukaryota, Metazoa, Chordata, Actinopteri, Mugiliformes, Mugilidae. Gene Ontology annotation, molecular function: signaling receptor activity.